Molecule: messenger RNA, 2585 nt
Organism: Octodon degus (degu)
Lineage: Eukaryota; Metazoa; Chordata; Mammalia; Rodentia; Octodontidae
Gene: Fbxw5
Product: F-box and WD repeat domain containing 5
Exons: 9
Coding region: 195-2147 (650 amino acids)
Biological process (GO): protein ubiquitination
Cellular component (GO): Cul4-RING E3 ubiquitin ligase complex; SCF ubiquitin ligase complex
Molecular function (GO): protein binding
Source: RefSeq, a predicted model, not a curated record
GAGGCGCCGCGGUGAGUCCCGGCCUCGGCCUGGCCGCGGCCGGCCGUUGGCGUCACUGACUUCGUCACCUGUCUCUGGCCGGUCUCCUCCCGCCAUCACACCGCCCCGCACUCCCCGCUGCCGGGCCCGAACUUGCCCCCUUCCGGUCGCCGCUGUGCCGGCCCUCACCGCCAGCCCGUCGGCACCCGCCGCCGAUGCGGGCCGCCAGGCGCGCCCACCCGCAGUCGGGAGGCCGAGGCCUCCGGGAGGAAGUCAGUCCCCAGCUGGAAGCCUCGGGCGGCCCGGGCGGAGACGGGCUGCGGGGCGGCGGCGGGGGCCUCCCGGCCCGGGUCAUGGGGAGGGCAGCGGGCCCCGCCAGGCGUGACUCGGGCCCGGGCCCGCAGGGGCGGGCAGCAGGGUGCGGGCUCCCCGCCGCGCCAGCGGCUGCACUCCGCGAGCUCGGGAGGGCCGCCGGGCAGAAUGUCACGAUGGACGAGGGGGGCACGCCCCUGCUCCCCGACAGCCUCGUCUACCAGAUCUUCCUGAGCCUGGGCCCCGCUGACGUGCUGGCCGCUGGGCUGGUGUGCCGCCAGUGGCAGGCUGUGUCCCGCGAUGAGUUCCUGUGGAGGGAGCAGUUCUACCGCUACUAUCAAGUGGCCCGCGACGUGCCGCGACACCCAGCGGCCACAUCCUGGUACGAGGAGUUCCGGCGGCUGUACGACUCGGUGCCCUGCGUGGAGGUGCAGACACUGCAGGAGCACACGGACCAGGUCCUGCACCUCAGCUUCUCCCACUCGGGGUACCAGUUUGCUUCCUGCUCUAAGGACUGCACGGUGAAGAUCUGGAACAAUGACCUGACCAUCUCCUUGCUGCACAGCGCGGACAUGAGGCCCUACAACUGGAGCUACACCCAGUUCUCCCAGUUCAACCAGGACGACUCGCUGCUGCUGGCCUCGGGUGUGUUCCUAGGGCCGCACAACUCCUCGUCUGGUGAGAUUGCAGUCAUCAGCCUAGACUCCUUCGCCCUGCUGUCCCGGGUGAGAAAUAAGCCCUAUGAUGUAUUUGGCUGCUGGCUGACAGAAACUAGCCUCAUCUCGGGGAAUCUACACCGCAUCGGCGAUAUCACUUCCUGCUCUGUGCUGUGGCUCAACAAUGCCUUCCAGGACGUGGAGUCGGAGAACGUCAACGUGGUAAAGCGGCUCUUCAAGAUCCAGAACCUCAAUGCCAGCACCAUCCGCACAGUGAUGGUGGCUGACUGCAGCCGCUUCGACAGCCCUGACCUCCUGCUGGACGCGGGUGACCAGGCCGUGCCCCCCUGCCGCGUCUUCGACCUGGGCUGCGACAGUGAAGACGAGGCAGUGGGCCCAGUGCUGCGAGCCCCGGUCCAUGCCAAGGCAGGCCUGCGGCAGGCACUGGAUGGCAUGUUGGAUGGACACACACAGCUGUCAGAGCGUGUGCUGGAGACGAGGGUGGCUGAGCUGCUGGCCCAGGGCCAUACCAAACCCCCGGAGCGCAGCGCCGCCAAGAACAAGUACCUCAUCUUCACCACUGGCUGCCUCACCUACUCGCCGCACCAGAUCGGCAUCAAGCAGAUUCUGCCACACCAGAUGACCACAGCAGGACCCGUGCUGGGUGAGGGUCGGAGCUCUGACGCCUUCUUCGAUGCACUGGAUCAUGUCAUUGAUGUGCAUGGGCACAUCAUUGGCAUGGGACUGUCCCCUGACAACAGCCGUGCCUGGCCGCCAGGCUCCGUGGUGGCUGACCCCAUGCAGCCACCACCCAUCGCAGAGGAGAUUGAUCUCCUGGUGUUCGACCUCAAGACCAUGCGGGAGGUAAAGCGGGCCCUGCGUGCACACCGCGCCUACACACCCAAUGACGAGUGCUUCUUCAUCUUCUUGGACGUCAGCAGGGACUUUGUGGCUAGCGGGGCGGAGGACCGGCACGGCUACAUCUGGGACCGGCACUACAACAUCUGCCUGGCAAAGCUGCGGCAUGAGGAUGUGGUCAACUCGGUGGCUUUCAGCCCCCAGGAGCAGGAGCUGCUGCUGACUGCCAGUGACGAUGCCACCAUCAAGGCCUGGCGCUCACCCCGCACCACGCGCAUCUUCCAGGCCCCUCGUCCCCGCCCUCGGCCGUUCUUCUCCUGGUUUGCCAGCCACAGGCGCUGAGAGCAGCAGUGACCUGAGCUGUUGGGACUCACGAGGGCGACAGGGCCUCUGGCUCUUUCUUGAGUGGGCAGAGCACCUUGCAGCAGUGAAGCCUUAGAAUGGGGCACCUGCCCCUGCACGCUCAAGCACGCAGCUGCUCACGCGUCAAGCUCGGCACUCGGUGGCUGCUGAGGGCAGCACCACAGACCCCAUGCCAACCCCACGGCAGCCUGGGUACACAAGACACUGCAGCGCCCUCCCACGCACCCUCCUGGCUGGAAGGUCACACAGCCCCGGGCCAGUCAACUAGCUACUUGGCGCAUUCAGUGCGACGCAACCUCGGGGGCCUGGGCCUGGGAUGGCUGCCUAGAGGAAGCAGGGCUCCGGCCUGGGACUGACUUGGGCUCCCAUGUGCACUCCCUGCCCGUGAGGCCCUGAAUAAAGAGCUGACUGCAGCAA